This is a messenger RNA of Erythranthe guttata (spotted monkey flower), 1849 nucleotides long. The record is from RefSeq and is a predicted model, not a curated record. NCBI's taxonomy places the organism in Eukaryota, Viridiplantae, Streptophyta, Magnoliopsida, Lamiales, Phrymaceae.
GAGAGAGAUGGAUAACUUGGGUAGUAACUACGUAAAGAAAGUGAAAAACCUGUGCAGUGAUUCAUGGCAGCUGACGAGGUUGUUCCUCCGCUGCUCUUACAGCUAUCUCCUCUUCACACUCAACCCAUUCUUGAUACACAUCUUCCAUUUCUUCAACCCAUUCUCCACACGCAUUCUCUAUUUCUCAUCUCUCUCGUUUGCCGGUUUCGGAAUUCUCAACGCAUUGAAGCCAAGAACCGCCGCAUUAUUCGCACCCAAAACCCUAGAUUUAUUCUUCACGUCGGUCUCCGUCGCCACCGUCUCGUCCAUGUCCACCGUGGAGAUGGAGGUUUUCUCCAACUCACAGCUACUCGUUAUUACCGUCUUGAUGUUCCUCGGCGGCGAGGUUUUCACUUCCAUGGUGGGCCUUCAUUUCACUCACACGUACUCCAAGAACAUCACUAGAUGGAAGAGCGAGGGUAGAGUCGAGUCGGUAGAAAGCGGGCCCACCUCGCCGAUUCCGGCGGAAUAUUCUUUCGAUCAAAUCGACUUGAGUAUCGCCGAGGUACUCGAAUCUGGGUUAACUCGGUUCGACUCGCGCCACAACGUAUUAAACUAUUCAUAUUAUAAUAAUAGUAAUAAUACAUUUCUAAAAUAUGAUUCUAUAAAGUUUUUAGGGUAUGUGGUGUUGGGUUAUCUUCUGGUGAUACAGUUUCUAGGGUUGGCUUCUGUUCUACUGUAUCUAAGCGUCGUCGAAAGCGCGGGAAAUGUGAUUCGAAAGAAGGGGAUCAAAACGGCGACGUUUGCUGUUUUUACGGUGGUUUCGACGUUUGCGAGCUGCGGGUUUCUACCGACGAACGAAAACAUGAUUGUGUUUAGAGAGAAUUCUGGGUUGAUGUGGAUUCUGAUUCCACAGAUUCUGCUCGGGAACACGUUGUUUCCUUCGUGCUUGAGAUUUACGAUAUGGGUUCUCGGGAGGAAGGUUAAGAAGGCGGAGGCAGAGUUUUUGAUGAAGAAUGCGGCGGAGGUGGGGUACCUGCACUUGCUUCCUGGUCUGCAUUCUGUGCUGGUGGCGGCCACGGUGGUGGGGUUUGUUUUGGUUGGGUUCUUGAUGUUCUGCUCUCUCGAGUGGGAUUCGGCGGCGUUGGGUGGGCUGAGUGGUUACCGGAAAGUUGUGGGUGUGCUUUUCCAGUGUGUCAAUGCCAGGCAUACCGGCGAGACUAUUGUCGACCUCUCUACGGUUGCUCCGGCGGUUUUGGUGUUUUUCGUCGUCAUGAUGUACCUUCCUCCAUAUACUUCAUUUCUACCUAUAAUCAAGAGGGAUGACGACCAGCAACAAAACCCUGAAAUAAUAAGGAAUCAAAAAAGAAAAACGUCAGCAGAAAACCUCGUUUUUUCGCAGCUUUCUUAUAUCGUUAUCUUCAUCAUUCUCAUAUGCAUUACGGAGAGGAAAAGCCUUAAAGAUGAUCCUAUCAACUUCAGCGUCUUAAAUAUCAUAGUCGAAGUCGUAAGGUAACUAACUAACUAACUAAUAUAAUUAACCGAAAUGUUAAUUAUUUAAAUCCUUCUACAAUUGUUUAUAUAUGUGUAAAAAUUAUUAAAUGUUUUAAAAAAAAAUUGGAAUAAUCGCAGCGCCUACGGGAAUGUGGGUUUCACAACCGGGUAUAGCUGCGGGCGUAAGGUUAGCCCGGAUCCGAACUGUGUGGAUAAAUGGUAUGGGUUUUCCGGAAAAUGGAGCGAUGAGGGUAAAGUGAUUCUAAUCAUAGUCAUGUUUUUUGGUAGACUCAAAAAGUUCAAUAUGAAUGGAGGUCAAGCAUGGAAACUAUUGUAGUAACUUAUUUUAAUUGUAAAUUGUAAUUAAUAAAUUAAU